AUGGAACUAAUGUCAAAAAUAGGAUAUCCUGUGGUCGAGCAAGCACAGAGAGCCACCCCAACACCGAGCUCAACUAUUGGAGGAGGUUACCGUAGGCGGAAACGCGAAACCAAAUUUGGCAGCUACAGAACACUAAACGAUGAUGCUUAUAACAGUGAUAUGGACGACUUAUGCGAUCCAGAUUUUUAUCUGAACUAUCAACCAUCCGCCCCCAUCAAUAAGGUAGCGCCAAAACCACCAGAACGAGCUGCACCACCUCCUGAUUCACGAAACCAUGCAGGAACGAGAAGCGUCCAAUUGCCGAGGAAGAAGUACCAGCCCGUUGAGGCAUUCACAGAUCCGCUUGAUGAUAUAUUGGCGUCGACCGCUCCAGUAUCAGCAACGUCAUGCGUCGACUUACGCGAUCGCGAUGCGCACCGCAAUCGGAAUUGUAGGAGCAUCGCAGCCUUGACUGGUCCGACAAAGACCUACGCUGAACGACGUGAUUCGCCAUAUUUCCGAGUUCGAAAGCUGCGGCUUUUUCCGGGAGACUUCGCUCAAGAAAAAACGGCGAUUUACUGA
Messenger RNA from Strongylus vulgaris, 561 nucleotides. The record is from the annotation of a GenBank genome assembly. Lineage: Eukaryota; Metazoa; Nematoda; Chromadorea; Rhabditida; Strongylidae.